Messenger RNA from Fundulus heteroclitus (mummichog), 2611 nucleotides. It is a transcript of the gene taf5, whose product is annotated as TAF5 RNA polymerase II, TATA box binding protein (TBP)-associated factor. Gene Ontology annotation, molecular function: RNA polymerase II general transcription initiation factor activity; protein binding. Gene Ontology annotation, biological process: transcription initiation at RNA polymerase II promoter. NCBI's taxonomy places the organism in Eukaryota, Metazoa, Chordata, Actinopteri, Cyprinodontiformes, Fundulidae. Gene Ontology annotation, cellular component: transcription factor TFIID complex. The transcript has 11 exons. The record is from RefSeq and is a predicted model, not a curated record. The coding region runs from base 28 to 2268 and encodes 746 amino acids.
CGCGCGCAUGCGCAUUUCAUUCUGAAAAUGGCGGCCGUACAGGGUGGUAUGGUCGACGCGAAAGACGAAGCGGACAUUAAAACAGAACCGGCGAGCGAUGGCUUCGGAAAUAAUCACGCCAACGACUCAAGACUGCUCUCCGAGUCCCCCGGCUCCAGCGCCGCGGCUGGAAACAGCAAACCGGCGGCGGGAGCCCCCGAGGACCAGCAGACCCUGCUGGCUGUCCUGCAGUUCCUCAGAAAGAACAAACUGUCAGAGUCCGCGGAAAUUCUGCGUCGUGAGGCGGGAUUGCCGGAGGAGGUUCUGGAUCCGAAGGGGGCUGACUCCGCCGGUUCUGGGCUGGGAGGCAGCGCGGACGUAGAUGGCGGGGAUGCGAGCGCUUUACUCAGCCGGGUGACCGUCCCUGCCCCCGGCGGAGCGAAGGCGCCAACCAAAGCAGCUGGGGAGGAUCAGCCGGACGUGAACGUGGUGCUGUCGGCCUACAGCCAGCAGGGAGAUCCAGCUCUCUAUCAGGUUUACUACAACGGUCUGAAGAAGUUCAUCGAGUCGGUUCUGGACUGCCACAGAGCGGAGCUGUCGCAGGUCUUCUACCCUCUGUUUGUCCACAUGUACCUGGAACUGGUCUACAACAACCACGAAAGUGAGGCCAAGGCCUUCUUUGAACGGUUCAGUGGGGACCAGGAGUGCUACUACGAAGACGACCUGCGCAUUUUGUCCGGCCUGACGAAGAAGGAGCACAUGCGAGGGAACGAAACUCUGCUGGACUUCCGCACCAGCAAGUUCGUCCUGCGCAUCUCCCGCGACUCCUACCAGCUGCUGAAGAGGCACCUGCAGGAGCGCCAGAACAACCAGAUAUGGAACAUAAUCCAAGAGCACCUCUACAUCGACAUCUUCGACGGCAUGCCGCGCAGCAAGAGCCAGAUCGACGCCAUGUCGGGCAGCUUGGCCGGAGAGGCCAAGCGAGAAGCGAACAAGGCCAAGGUUUACUACGGCCUGCUGAAGGAGCCAGAAAUCGAGCUCCCCCUAGACGACGAGGACGAGGAGGCGGAGAACGAGGAGGGUAAACCCAAGAAGAAAAAGCCCAAAAAGGACAGCGCCGGCUCCAAAAGCAAGAAGCAGGAUCCAAACGCUCCUUCGCAGACCAGGAUACCUCUACCAGAACUCAAAGACUCGGACAAGCUGGACAAAAUCAUGUACAUGAAGGAGUCCACCAAGAGAAUCCGCUUGGGACCAGACAACCUCCCCUCCAUCUGCUUCUACACUUUUCUCAACGCAUACCAGGGUCUAACGGCAGUGGACGUUACGGACGACUCCAGCCUGAUUGCAGGGGGCUUUGCGGACUCCACGGUGCGGGUGUGGAGCGUCACGCCCAAGAAGCUCCGCAAGGUCAAGACCGCCGCAGACUUGAAUCUGAUCGACAAAGAGUCGGACGACGUGCUCGAGAGGAUCAUGGACGAUAAGACAGCCAGCGAGUCGAAGUGCCUCUACGGGCACACCGGACCGGUGUACGGCAUCAGCUUCAGCCCAGACAGAAACUACCUGUUGUCGAGCUCUGAAGACGGCAGCGUGCGGCUGUGGAGCCUUCUGACCUUCACCUGUCUGGUGGGCUACAAAGGCCACAACUACCCGGUGUGGGACACGCAGUUCUCCCCGUACGGCUACUAUUUUGUCUCGGGGGGACACGACCGGGUCGCACGCUUGUGGGCGACGGACCACCACCAGCCGCUGCGGAUAUUCGCCGGCCACCUGGCGGACGUCACCUGCAGUCGAUUCCACCCCAACGCAAACUACGUGGCCACGGGGUCGUCUGACCGCGCCAUCCGCCUGUGGGACGUCCUCACCGGGAACUGCGUCCGUAUCUUAACAGGCCACAAGGGUCCUGUUCACGCGCUGGCUUUCUCGCCUAAUGGGAAGUUUUUGGCCUCGGGAGCCACCGACGGGAGAGUCCUUCUGUGGGACAUCGGUCACGGCCUGAUGGUCGGCGAGCUCAAGGGCCACACGGACACCAUCUACUCCCUCAGAUUCAGCAGGGACGGAGAGAUCCUCGCCUCCGGUUCGAUGGACAACACGGUCCGCCUGUGGGAUGCCACGAAAGCCUUCGACGACCUGGAGACCGACGACUUCACCGCCGCCACGGGGCACAUCCACCUGCAGGAUAACUCCCAGGAGCUGUUGCUGGGCACCUACAUGACAAAGUCCACGCCUGUGAUACACCUUCACUUCACGCGGAGGAACCUGCUCCUGGCCGCGGGCGCUUAUAACCCGUAACGGCAUCGGACCGCGGGAGGGGUUCGGGAAUCAUGCGGAGCCUGACACGACGCACAUCUUUAACCUCGGAGUUGUACAAAAUAAACCACAUCAUCAGUUCAUUUUUUUUUUUCUCUCUCUCCCCCGGCUAACGGACAGAAUGAAGUAGUAACUGGUCGACAAAUCAGCUCGCCGGGACGAGGCUAACUGCUGCAGUUGUAAACUGCCCCACGGACCGCGUUUGUUUCUGUUUUUAUAAGUCACUGCCAUAACAUCAGUUUACCUCAAGACAUGGCGUUCAUCUUUGUAACAUAUUCUCUUUUCUACUGAUGCACACUGUAAAUAAAACAAAGUGUUUUCUAUG